AUGAUCCGCAGAGAGAAAGCGAAAAUAUGGGGAGAAUGGAAAUGGCGGGCGAAAAGUUGUCAGGGCCCAACGAGUCGAGCGGGUGAAGUGCGCUGGGGUGAGCGAGUGAGCGAGCGAGCGAGCGUGAGCGAAGGCUUGACUCUUCUCCUGGCGGUGGAGCAGUGGAUGGGGAGAGUGGCCGGGGAUGUUGGGCAAGGGUGGAAGGUUAACGCUGGUAGUGGAGUGGUAGCGCUGGUAGCAUUGGUGCUGUUAUUGUGGUGCUGGAGGUGGAGGUUGGCCCGUAUUAUUGUACGCGACCACUCCUGUAUUGGCUUCCAAGGUUAA
Histoplasma capsulatum G186AR is the source of this 324-nucleotide messenger RNA. RefSeq lists its product as uncharacterized. Bases 1 to 324 code for a protein of 107 amino acids. The record is from RefSeq and is a predicted model, not a curated record. The transcript is spliced from 4 exons. Lineage: Eukaryota; Fungi; Ascomycota; Eurotiomycetes; Onygenales; Ajellomycetaceae.